AUGACACUCUCCAGCGCCCUGCUGGACUGCUGCACCGCGAACCCAAGCGACGAACCGUGCGCCAUGCCUUCUUUCCUACCAACCAAGUACAGCGAGAUCAAGCGCCUGAUCAUGGGCCUGACCAUGGGUCCCGACAGGUUCCAGAAGACCCCGUGUAGAUACUGCUUCGUCGAAUAUUACACACAUCAGGAUGCACCCGACUGUAUGAAGUGCAUCGGAGGCAUGAAGCUCGACGAGCGGAUAUUUCGAUGCGAUCUGGACGAGGGCUUCGCCGAGGGCAGACAGUACGGGUAUAUGACCUAUCUCUCAUACAUCUCUGCGCUCCUGCCUUCGUCGUUUAUGCACUUCGACCGCGCUGAUGCUUCAGAGUACUAUGUACUGAGCUUGCCCUAA
Molecule: messenger RNA, 393 nt
Organism: Aaosphaeria arxii CBS 175.79
Lineage: Eukaryota; Fungi; Ascomycota; Dothideomycetes; Pleosporales
Exons: 4
Coding region: 1-393 (130 amino acids)
Biological process (GO): mRNA cis splicing, via spliceosome
Cellular component (GO): nuclear cap binding complex
Molecular function (GO): RNA cap binding
Source: RefSeq, a predicted model, not a curated record